CAGUCGAUUCUGUGUCAAUUUGUAUUAUCUUUUUUCUCUUCUCUCCUCCUCACUCACAACGACAAGUGAGAGACAGAGAUAGAUAGAAAUAAAAAGAAGAGAGAAAAAAGAGAGUUAUAGUCACCAAAUAGACCAAACCCUGAAGUUAAAUUCACACCAACAACUUUGAUCAUUACCCCAAUUCUCUCUUCUACCUCUCUCUCUCUCUCUCUCUCUCUCUCUAAACAGCUUUAAGCUUCUUCUUCUUCUUCUCUUCCAAUGGCGAAAGGAGACUCUCUUCAUGACUUUACCUCCAAGAGACACAAUAGUUUCCACUGGACCAGAAAAGUCGGCUCAGACGAACACGACGACGUUUCUUCUACCCACAACCCUCUUCCUGAUAACAACACUAAACCCGUUUCCAAACACACUCCUUCCUCUUCCUCUUCAUCUAAUGUACUCACUCCCAAACGAAAGCUUCAAUCUUUCGCCGUCUCUCGUCUCCGUUCUGUUAUAGCUUCUUUAAGCAGAGCACGACCCGGUAACCACCACUCCGGUCUCGGGUCACGGGUCGUGGGUACUCUUUUCGGAUCUCGUCGUGGACACGUGCAUUUCUCUAUCCAGAAAGAUCCUAACUCUUCGCCGGCGUUUCUGAUCGAGCUCGCUACUCCGAUUAGUGGGUUGGUCAAAGAGAUGGCUUCAGGACUCGUCAGAAUCGCUCUGGAGUGUGAUAAGGGGAAGGAGGAGGAAGAGGGAGAAGAAAAAAACAAAACUUUACGUCACGGCGGAGGAGACAAGACGAAGACGACGACGGCGACGGCGAGUUCACGGCGGUUGGUUGAGGAGCCGAUGUGGAGGACUUACUGUAACGGGAAAAAGUGUGGAUUCGCUACGAGGAGAGAGUGUGGUGAGAAGGAGAAAAAGGUUUUGAAAGCUCUCGAGAUGGUUUCAAUGGGCGCCGGAGUUUUACCGGAGACGGAGGAGACAGGCGGCGGAGACGGAGGAGGAGAUGUGAUGUAUAUGAGAGCGAAGUUCGAGAGAAUCGUUGGAUCGCGUGAUUCAGAAGCUUUCUAUAUGAUGAACCCUGAUAGUAAUGGAGCUCCUGAGCUUAGUAUCUAUCUACUCAGAAUCUGAAGAAGAAGAUGACCAAAGCCUCUUCUUCAAAAGGAAGGGUUCUGGUUUAAGUGAGAUUUUCCGGUUUAAUUACUUAAUUAGUCGGUUAAGUGGUUAAUGUGAGUCGAUGUCUAAUACUUAAUAAUUCGAAAACGACGUAUUUCUAUAUCAUUUCAAUUCGGAUUAGAUGUGAGUAUGUGAUCGAUUCAAUCGAUCUAGACUUCUAGUGGUUAUUAGCUCAAGGGUUUUAAUUUUUUGGGGGGAAUGGUUUAGAAGGUUUUUUUUUGUUGUUGUUAAUUUUGGUAUAUGGAUAUGGAUGAAGACUACUACUACUUGUAAUUGUAUAAAUUUCGUUUUUUUUUUAAAAUUAAAAAUCUGUAAUC
Messenger RNA from Capsella rubella, 1475 nucleotides. Its product is annotated as protein MIZU-KUSSEI 1. The coding region runs from base 259 to 1113 and encodes 284 amino acids. The record is from RefSeq and is a predicted model, not a curated record. Lineage: Eukaryota; Viridiplantae; Streptophyta; Magnoliopsida; Brassicales; Brassicaceae. Gene Ontology annotation, biological process: hydrotropism. The transcript has a single exon.